Arthroderma uncinatum is the source of this 381-nucleotide messenger RNA. RefSeq names its product 60S ribosomal protein L22. Gene Ontology annotation, cellular component: ribosome. Gene Ontology annotation, molecular function: RNA binding; structural constituent of ribosome. Lineage: Eukaryota; Fungi; Ascomycota; Eurotiomycetes; Onygenales; Arthrodermataceae. The transcript is spliced from 4 exons. Gene Ontology annotation, biological process: cytoplasmic translation. The coding region runs from base 1 to 381 and encodes 126 amino acids. The record is from RefSeq and is a predicted model, not a curated record.
AUGGCUUCCGCUUCUGCCCGUUCUGCUAAAGGCAAGCAGCAAAAGGUGUCCAAGAAGUACAUCAUCAACGCUUCUCAACCCGCCAACGACAAGAUCUUCGAUGUCUCCGCUUUCGAGAAGUUCUUGCACGACAAGAUCAAGGUUGAGGGCCGUGUAGGCAACCUUGGCGAAGCUGUCCAGAUCUCCCAGGUCGGUGAUGGCAAGAUUGAGGUUAUCACUCACAUUCCUUUCUCCGGCCGAUACCUCAAGUACUUGACGAAGAAGUUCCUCAAGAAGCAACAGCUCCGUGACUGGCUCCGUGUUGUCUCCGCCUCCAAGGGUGUCUACGAGCUCCGAUUCUACAACAUCGUCCAGGACGAGGCCGAGGAGGAUGACGAGUAA